GGGAAAAAAAAGGUUCACAAGACAAGGAAUGCUCAUCAGGUCACCACUUUUCCCCAUAAAUCUAAGCUUCACUGGAUUUAUAUAGGCCUUGAAACAGGGGCCCCCUCUUCACCCUCUCUUCUUGUUCUCCAAUCUUCCCAACCCUUCUUCCCUUCCAAACCCCACUUGAGUGGGUGAUUGCUACUCCCUUCUCUCCCACUGCUGUCACUGCUGAGAUUAUACAUUGCAAUCUCGUGGGGUUUUCAGGUUGAUCAAACCCAUCUCUUCCAGGGGAACAAAACAAAAGGUUAAACAAAAGAUCCCUUUUUUUCUUCAUCUUUCCAUCUCAGCAUUCGCAUUGUUGGCUUCAAUCAGAGGUUCAGAAUGAGGAAGCAUGGGUGGCAGCUUCCAUAUCAUCCUCUUCAGGUAGUAGCUAUAGCUGUUUUUCUGGCACUGGGGUUUGCUUUCUACGUGUUCUUUGCUCCCUUUGUUGGCAAGAAGAUCUUUGAAUAUGUGGUGAUGGGGAUCUACACUCCCCUGGUUACAUGCGUCUUCUUUUUAUAUGUUUGGUGUGCUGCUACGAAUCCUGCAGAUCCAGGGCUUUUCAAGUCUAAGAAAUGUCUUCAACUAGAGGGCAAUGCAAAACAGACUCAACCCAAGGAAUUCAGAGGAGGCGGCCCAGAAAAUGAAGCAAAUGCUGCAACAACUGGUGAUAAACGUGCCGAUGAAACUAUCAACAAAGAGGCCAUCGAUGGAAAAUCAAGUGACAGACUUCAGAAAGAAAGCUUAUCUUGUUGCAAUCCAUUCUUGGCAGUAUUCCUGAGCUGGUGCCCUUUGUUGUGUGAUCAGUCCCAUUCACGCGAACAGUCAUCUGAACAGCAAAUGAGUGAGGAGGGCAUGUUCUACUGCAGUUUAUGUAAAGUUGAGGUGUUAAAGUAUAGUAAGCACUGUAGAGUUUGUGACAAAUGUGUAGAUGGCUUUGAUCAUCACUGCAGGUGGCUCAACAACUGCAUAGGAAGAAGAAACUAUAGAAGAUUCUUCAUCCUUAUGGUUUCUGCACUCCUCCUGCUUAUUCUACAGUGGUCGAUAGGAAUCCUUGUGUUGAUACUCUGUUUCCUCGAGCGGAAGCGAUUCUCUGUGGAGAUCAUCUCAAAGCUAGGAAGCAGCUUCUCUUUGGUGCCCUUUGUUGUUGUUGUGGCUUCUUGCACCUUCCUAGCAAUGAUUGCUACUUUACCACUUGCUCAACUUUUUUUCUUCCACAUUCUUCUAAUAAAAAAGGGAAUCAGCACAUAUGACUAUAUCAUAGCAUUAAGGGAGCAGGAACAGCAGGAGCAGCAGGGAGUUGGUGGUCAGCAAAGUCCACAAAUGUCUUCAGUGAGCUCUCUUACUGGACUGAGCAGUGCUAGUUCCUUUAGUGCAUUUCAUCGCGGUGCAUGGUGUACUCCACCACGAUUAUUCCUUGAGGAUCAGUUUGAUGUUGUUCCUCCUGAAAUUGGCACAUCUGUGAAUCCCAUGGGCAAGAAGAUGAUGGUGGAGGAAUCAACAAGAAAAAAAAGUGCAGGAACUGUCAAAAUUAGUCCUUGGACCCUGGCACGUCUUAAUGCAGAUGAAGUGUCAAAAGCAGCUGCAGAAGCGAGGAAAAGGUCCAAGGUCCUGCAGCCAAUUGCGAGACGAGAUUUGCCACUGGAACAAGAGAGAGAUAAUAGCUUUGGAAGUGGCAGUGGCAGGAUAGUUCCAAGGCCUGAUAAUAGGAGGCGACAGAACAAAAGAGGCAGGUUCCCAGUCGACCUUCCUCUUGAGCCCCUUGCAAAAAUAUCAGCCAGCACCACUGACAGUAAUGGCACUGACCUGGCUCCAGAUACAUCCUCCAGUUUAGCACCUCUGCAGCUUGAAGCAAGGAGUGCUUUUCGGCCUAGCCGACCUGCGCCUUCUACAAAAAUCAUUGCUUCUUCUCCUGACAGCAGUUUAGACUCACCAGAUCUGCAUCCAUUUCGCAUUUCCUCAUCUGGAGCCGAAGAAGUACAGGGGCUCACAACUAAUCCUGCCUCAGGCACUGUUUCACAGAAAGGGAUUCAGCUCUCAAGAUCGACCAGUGAUGGAUAUGAAGCAUCAGGGGGUGAAGACAGUGAUCGGAUUCCAUCAAGAAUUGUGCACAGAUCAUCUAACUGGUCUAACCUGGUGCUGAACCCAGGCCGUGGCGAGAUGGCAGCUGAUUUCAAGACAGCCUCUGCAAGCUUGCAAUCUUAUGUUAGACCACUUUAAUCAAAACUGAUGUCUGAACUUCACAUGUUUUGAUCCACCUCACCAAGGAGUAGAGAUUGAAACCGGUCACUGAGACUGGCUGACCAUUUUAGUCAAAAAAUGGUUGCUGAGAGGAUCUCCUUUGGUUCUCAAGAUUGUAAUGGAUGCAUCUUGCAUGAAACUUGAUCAUGUCUCCCAAAAAAAUAUCUGGAAAAAGGAAUUUGUUAUAUUGUUUAAACUGCA
Messenger RNA from Elaeis guineensis (African oil palm), 2463 nucleotides. Its product is annotated as probable protein S-acyltransferase 22. The record is from RefSeq and is a predicted model, not a curated record. Lineage: Eukaryota; Viridiplantae; Streptophyta; Magnoliopsida; Arecales; Arecaceae. Gene Ontology annotation, molecular function: protein-cysteine S-palmitoyltransferase activity. Gene Ontology annotation, biological process: protein targeting to membrane; peptidyl-L-cysteine S-palmitoylation. Gene Ontology annotation, cellular component: Golgi apparatus; endoplasmic reticulum.